Messenger RNA from Clupea harengus (Atlantic herring), 1276 nucleotides. RefSeq names its product GTPase IMAP family member 9-like. The coding region runs from base 112 to 894 and encodes 260 amino acids. Lineage: Eukaryota; Metazoa; Chordata; Actinopteri; Clupeiformes; Clupeidae. The transcript has a single exon. The record is from RefSeq and is a predicted model, not a curated record.
CUGCAAUAUCCAAUUAAAAUGUUCAUAGCUGAAUUUUAAAAGGUUUUAUUCAUUUUAUUAUAUAUAUAUAUAUACAGUAAAUCCAAUACAGUGUGUAUGUUGAUAUGAUGUAUGUUGUUUAUAGGUGAACCCCUGAGGAUUGUGCUGAUUGGAAAGACUGGAGUGGGGAAGAGUGCUUCAGGAAACACCAUUCUGGGGGAAAAAGAGUUUAUCUCACGGAUUUCUGCUAAUUCUAUCACACAUACUUGUGCCAGAAAGAGUAUGAUUAGUCCCAGACACAUUGAGGUGAUUGAUACACCUGGUAUUAUAGACACUGACACAGAUGCAGAUGAUGUCAAAAGAGAGAUAGUGAAGUGCAUUAAAUACUCAUGUCCAGGGCCCCACGUAUUCCUGCUGGUGAUUCAGGUGGACCUCUUCACUAAGGAGGAGCAGAAUGCAGUCAGGGCCUUACAGGAGAUCUUUGGGGAAAAGGCUGCAGACUACAUGAUGGUGCUGUUCACUCGUGGUGAUGACCUUGGGGGUCAGACUAUCAAACUGAGGGAAGUGAUACGGAGCUGUGGUGGACGAUCCCAUGUAUUUAACAACCGCAGCACUGACCGCACUCAGGUUUUUCGGUUGGUGGAGAAAAUAGAUGAGAUGGUGGCAGUAAAUGGGGGAAAUUACUUCCCUGAGGAGACGUACAAAGAGACACAGAGGGUCAAGACAGAAAGAGAGUUAACCUAUAGCUCACCUGAGUUAGACAGGUAUCUUCCUUUCAUAUCUCUCCUGUUGACGAGGGUGGAAGUCUUUCAAAAGAUUCUUUAUGAGGACGAGACACAGAGGGUCAUGAGAGAAAGAAAGAGAUCCAGUAGCUCAAAUGAGUUAGACAGACCUGGGUUUCUGACUGAAGACUGAAGAUAAUUUGAUCAUACAUCAAGUGAUUCUGUAACAUGGUUGGGCAUCUUAGGUGGUUAUUGAAAUGUAUUGUGAUAUUGAUUACUAUGGUAAUCCACUUACUGAAACAACAUUCACAAGUGUCUGACAUUUUCAUUGUUCUGCAAUAUCCAAUGACAUCUUUAUAGCUGAUUUUUAAAAUUAUUAUAAAUUUUACUUUGUAGAUUAUUUUAUUGAAGGGGUGUGUGUUUAAAUCAUUUGUUUAAGAUAACUUGUUGAUGGUGACUCAGGUGGUCUUUUGGUAUCCAAAUGUUCCAAUGAGCUAAUAAUGACUGUGAAAUAUCUUAAAGUGAUUAUAGUUUGCAUGUUUGACAAGAGUGUUUCAUAUGUAGCCAAUACUUAA